CCCGUAGAAGCCUUCCGGUGUUGCCGCAACCACGAUUUGAGAGGAGGAGGUGGAACUGCGGCGGGGGGAGGCAGCCGUAGCGGAGGGUGCCUGGACGACGGCGAGGGCGAGGUGGUCGAGGGUGAGGGAGAGAGAGAGAAGGCGAGACUACGAAUUGACCGAUUUUCGAAAGAGUCAGAAAUAAGUAAUUGCAGGUGCCGCAAUAGGGGGUGUAUCCGAUCGAUUUCAUCUCCGGCAAAAUUAGCGACGACGACGCCUUCCGGUGUUGCUGCAGCCAUGAUUUGAGAGGAGGAGGUGGAACUGCGGCGUGGGGAAGCAGCCGUAGCGGAGGGUGCCUGGACGACGAUGAUGGCGAGGGGGAGGUGGUCAAUGGAGGGGUCGAGGGUGAGGGAGAGGGAGAGGGAGAGGAGGCGAGACGACGACUUGACGGUGAGCAGCAGCGGCAGAACACCGGGAGUCGGAAGCCGGCAUGUUUCCGUCAAAUUUUUGAAUUUCCGUCAAAUUUUUGAUGGAAUCGUCCAAAAUGGACCAAAUGUGACCCGUUUUUAUUUGUGAGAGACCGAAUAAUUCAAAAGAUAAUAUUUUGGACCAAAAUAAAAAAAUCCCAGUAUGUUAAGGACCAAAAUUGAUCUUUAGUCAUUAAUAUAAUUUAUAUAAAUCCUUUUCGUUCAUCCAAAGAGCAGCGCGCAGAGAUUUUCCUUAAUCAACGGUAGAGAUCCCUUUGACCCUUUCCACUCAAAUUUGUUCUCUCUUUCCACAUCAAUUCCACAGGCGGAAAUGGCGUACCACCACCCGACGCCGCCGUCGCCCGCCAUCGUCGACCACAAGCUUCCCUACCACACGCACAACACCUACGACGUCACCUUCUUCGGCGACUCCGUCUUCACCACCCUCACCUGGGAUCCGUCCAUCGCCUCGCAGUGGAUUUCCGGAGUCGAGGCCGUCUACCGCAGCCAAAUUGACGGCGGCUGCCUCAUUGUCGGCCUCGACGUCGAGUGGCGCCCGUCCUUCCAGCGCCACGUCACCAACCCCGCCGCCACCCUCCAGCUCUGCGUUGGCCGCCGCUGCCUCAUCUUCCAGCUGAUCCGCAGCCCCUCCGUGCCGCCGUCGCUCGUUGCCUUCCUCGCGAACCCUAGGCACACGUUCGUCGGAAUCGGUAUCGAGGCGGAUCUGAAGAAGCUCGAGAAGGACUACCAGUUCGGAUUCAACACCAACACAGUGGAUCUGAGGGAGCUUGCGGCGGAGAGGUACGGGCGGCGCGAUCUCAAGAACUCCGGCGUGAAAAGGCUGGCGGCGCUGGUGCUGGAGAAGGAGGUGGAAAAGCCGAAGAACGUGACGAUGAGCCGCUGGGACAAUCCGUGGCUCACGCCAACGCAGGUGCGCUACGCUUGUGUUGAUGCGUUCGUUUGCUUUGAGAUCGGUAGGGUUUUGAAUGCUUCUUCCCCCUCCACCGCUGGGGGUGUUACUUCUUCUUCUUCUUCUUCCAUCGUUGGGUCAGUUUCGGCUUGGGCUGUUUGACUUCUAGGAGUUAUCGAUAGAUUGAUUUCGAUUCUUCUUUCCAUUUCUUGAGUUGAGAAUGCAGAUUUUAUUUGGAAAUUCAAUAUUUUGGUUUCUCGAAUUACUUUUGCUGAUCUCCCCUUUUAUAAGCGCUAAACCAGUCAGGCUAUUAUACAUCAAAAUUAGUCAAAGUUUGUCAUUAUAAUGAGAUAGUAACAUUUUCACC
Salvia splendens (bonfire salvia) is the source of this 1723-nucleotide messenger RNA. RefSeq names its product Werner Syndrome-like exonuclease. Gene Ontology annotation, molecular function: nucleic acid binding; 3'-5' exonuclease activity. Gene Ontology annotation, cellular component: nucleus; cytoplasm. NCBI's taxonomy places the organism in Eukaryota, Viridiplantae, Streptophyta, Magnoliopsida, Lamiales, Lamiaceae. The record is from RefSeq and is a predicted model, not a curated record. Gene Ontology annotation, biological process: nucleobase-containing compound metabolic process. Bases 778 to 1518 code for a protein of 246 amino acids. The transcript has a single exon.